GCGAAAAUAGCACCCCAAACUCAUCAAAAUGCAAUUGGCUGUCACAAUGGUACUAUCACGAGUGGCAUUAAUCCUAAUUGGAGUGCUAUGUGCAGUGCCAAUUAGUGUGGCUGGUCAACAGCAGAAGUUCCGAAUUGUCCCACAAGACCUGCAAGUCCUCGAGGGCUCCGAGGCGCUGCUGAGGUGCGAAGUUCAAGGCCUCGCGGGACAAGUGCAAUGGACCAAAGAUGGAUUUGCACUGGGCUUCUCUGCUGUGAUUCCGGGCUAUCCCAGGUAUUCGGUGCUGGGCGACAGGACUCAGGGCGUCUACAACCUGAGGAUCUCCAACGCCUCGCUGGAGGACGAUGCUGAGUACCAGUGCCAGGUGGGACCGGCCAAGCUGAACUCUGCAAUCCGAGCGAACGCCAAGCUCGUUGUCAUAUCACCGCCAUCUCAUAUUGAAAUUGAGGGAUAUGCUCACAAUUCCAAGGUGGAAGUGCGGCAGAAUCAGGAUCUGACGCUCACUUGCAUCGUGUCAGACGCUAAGCCACCGGCUCAGAUUCAGUGGUUUCGUGGAAAUGUGGAAUUUAAGCCUGACAAUCGGGAUGACAAAGUGACACAGACGCAUGGAAAGCGGUAUACAACCACAUCCCUCCUCCGGUUACACCCUUCAGCGGAUGAUGACUACACAGAAUACUCGUGUCAGGCCAGACACAAAGCCCUACAAUCUGAUAUGCCAAUGCGAGCGACUGUCCAGCUUUCCGUUCUGUAUCCCCCCGGAGCGCCGUACAUCGAAGGCUAUCAGCCCGGCGAGACGCUGCGCAGGGGACAGAAUGUUGAGCUCGUGUGCAGAAGUCGCGGCGGCAAUCCGCCGGCGCAGCUGAUUUGGUACAAGAACGGCGUCCAAGUUCGCAUGGCUUACAGAACGGCCGGAAGAUUGUCUGAAAAUAUUUACACAUUCACUGCAGAAGCAAGUGAUAAUAAGGCGAGAUUUCGAUGCGAAGCCAGCAACAUUAUGUCUCAGGUCCCAUUGAAGGCCGAAGUGGAUCUCACUGUGCUGUUCGCUCCCACGCACGUAACGAUUUCGGGGCCCUCAGAGGCCAGAGUUGGUGAUGUUGUGCCGCUGCAGUGCAGCACGGCGCCGUCAAAUCCACGUGCGGAAAUCAAAUGGAUGGUCGGUGGGCAGCUCAUUAAAAAUGCAUCUUCAAGAACUGUUGUCAGCUCCGAAGGUGGAUGGAUCACAACGUCGAACAUUACAGCAACGGUGGAGCCCAAUAAGCGAUCUCUGGUGGUCAUUUGCCAUGGCCUGAAUAUGCAGCUCUCGGAGAAUGUCGUGUCCACGCACACGGUGAACAUAUUAUAUCCACCGUCGCCACCCAUCAUUUCUGGCUACGUGGAGGGCUCAAUAAUUCCGGCGGGAUCAGUGCAGAAGCUGCUGUGCGUCUCGUCCGGAGGCAAUCCACUGGCGUCACUCAAUUGGUACAAGAAUGACAAGAAGAUCAAUUCCGUUGUGCGAACGACUGACAAAUCCGUGUCGGCCGAAUUGACGAUACUUGCAAAUGUGACUGAUAAUCAGGCGAGAUAUCGAUGCGAGGCCCACAAUAGUGCCACAGAAAUUCCACUCUUUGAGACUAAAACGCUGAGUGUUCAUUUUGCGCCGGAAACUGUGAAAAUUCACAUCGAACCGGAAGAACUGAAGCCAAAUGUGAUUGCUACACUCUUUUGUGACUCCAGUUCCAGCAAUCCGCCGUCGAAAAUUACUUGGUGGCGUGAUGGAAUUCCCGUUGAAGGACUAAACAAUUCAUCAAAGCCAGGACUGUGGGGCGGAACAGUUUCGUCUUUGGAGCUGAAAGUGAAUGUGACCCAGGAAAUGAAUGGGGUUGUGUACACAUGUCAAAGUACAAAUGAUGCUCUUCAGCGCAGUGUACACGAAGUUGUUAGUCUUCAAGUGUUGUAUGCCCCAAUUUUCAACCCACCGCCAUCGAACACCGUGGUCGGCGUGGAGGGUGAACCGCUGCAAGUAUCUCUCGUGGCAACAGGCAAUCCGCAAUCGAUUGCAUACACAUGGACCAAAGAUGGUGUGCCAAUUUUAAACACUGCCAAUGGCAUGGACAGGAUCAUCUCGGAGGGACCCAUGCUCAACAUCACGAAACUGAGCCGCGGCGACGCCGGCACGUACACUUGCGAGGCGGUGAACUCUCAAGGAUCCGCCAUGAUCAACAUCAGUGUCAUUGUUGAAUAUGGAACGACAAUCACGAGCAUCUCGGAGAAUGUGGUGGUGAAUCCCGGCGAGGACGCCAUGUUGUCGUGCACGGUGGAGGGAAAGCCACUCACGUUGGAGCACGUGCGCUGGGAGAGGCUCAACUAUGACAUGACCAUAAAGACGUCCACAACGUUUGUCAACGCCACGUCGUAUUUGCACAUCAAAAAUGCCCAGCGAGAGGAUGUGGGCAAUUUCCGCUGCAUCGCUGACAAUAGAGUGGCAAAUCCGACUAGCAGGGAUGUUCUUCUCAUUGUCAAGUUCGCACCGGAAAUAGAUAAAUCACCGCCACUGCUGAGGGCGGCCACGGGCGCGGGCGAGCGCGGGCGGCUGCCGUGUCGUGUGGAGGCGUCGCCGCGGCCGACAUUCGUGUGGGCACGAAGUGGUCAGCAAUUGAAUGUGAAUCAGUCGUCCAAAUACUUCGUGGAGCUGAAGCAACUCGACUCAAUCACAUACGAAUCGAUUCUCCUCAUUGAGCGUGUCACGCCGUCGGAUUACGGGCAGUACGAGUGUGUCGUGCAGAAUGAACUCGGCGACACAAAGGAGAAUGUCAGGCUCGAUAUCACAUCACCGCCCGACACCCCAAUCAAUUUGACUGUGGUCAAUGUGACCCAUGACAGCGUCACAAUGACCUGGACGCCCGGCUUUGACGGCGGCAUGAAGGCCAGCUACAGGAUACGCUUCAGAGAGGCCAACAGUGAGCACUAUCGGUAUGAGGAUGGACUGCCGGGUGUGCACAAGAUAACGAUUAAUGGCUUAAGAAUGAAUACGAUGUACUUGUUCUCCAUUAUGGCGUCCAAUGCAUUGGGCAGCAGCAAAUACAUGCCGGAUCUGGUGAAGGCGAAGACAAAAGAAGUCCCACCGUCCUCAAAGUCCACUUACUCCCUCGGCGUGGCGCCCACGGCCGGCUCGCCCACGGGCAGCACCUCUGGCCUGCUGCUGCUCGUUGGGGUGGUCUCGGGCACCGUCCUCGUGCUCCUUAAUGUCCUUUUGAUCGGCUGCUGUCUCCAUCGACGCACCCAAGAGAGAAUAAAAAGAGGUAAAAGGUUCUCCUUCGGAUUUUCCUCGUCGUUUGUCCUCCUGAUCUGCAUUUUUUCUCUGUCCUUUUUUUGUCAUUUAUUGUUAUUUUUUGCGACUCAUUUGACUGGUUUUCGUUUUUUGUUUUCCUUUUAUUUUUUCGGUUCCGAAGGACUCGAAACAGUUCCGGCGGAAUUACUUGAGAAGGCACAAGUGCCAAAGCUCGUGAUUGUCGGAAUUGGUUUGGCCGGAGUUGGACUGUUGCUAGUGAAUGCUGCUCUCGUUGCAUGGUUUAUUAUCCGUAAAAGAUCAAAAGAGACAUCGACGCAGAAUAGUAAAUCUGCCACAAUUGAAAUGUACGCGCCCAGUUCGUACAAUGACACUGUGACUGGUGAAACAUUGUCGAGCGUUUCCGAAAAGAGUGAUUCAUAUUCAAAUGAGGGAAGUCAGCCUGAUUACAUGGAUGACACGCGGAAGAAGGUGGCAUCGACGUAUUUGGUGGAGCACAACGACAUCCCGCCGCCGCGCUACCAAAGAGACGGCACUCUGCCCUGCCACUAUCCCAACAACACCGUCGUGAGCGCCGGCCACACGCGCACGCUGCCGCAUCCGCGGCACAACAGCCAGCAUCCCGACCAGCGCUCGCGCGACGACCAGAUGCUGGGCAAGAACACCUACAUGCCCGCGCCGUCGCCGGCGCCGCCGCUGGACGGGUCGUACUACAACAUGAACAGCGACCGCUACUUGUCCUAUCCACCGAUGGAUUAUCCGCAGAUGGAGUUUGCGAACGCGCCGCUGGCGGUGAGUCUGCAGACGGCCGGCGGCACACUGCGCCGCGGCAUGAAGGGAGUGGUGCCGCCGCCGGACGUCACGCAUCACACGGCCCACACGAAGGGGCCGCACGACAUGCAGAACUCGUCGUCGCAGACCAGCGCCAACCUCAGCAAUCUGUCGCAAGUGUCACAGUCGACGCCGAAGCAGCCGCAGGGCAUCCUGAAGGACACGAAGCGCAAUCAGCAGCACAACAUGCAGAUCCUCAACGUACAAAAUGCGCCCGGCGUCGAUGGCAAUUUGCUGCUCGGCGUGAACGCGGCGGCGUUCGAUCAGCACAAUCUCAGCUCCUUCAACGCCCAACUCGGCUACACGGACGCCGAUGGGCAUCUGGUAUAGAAGGACUGCGGCGCAGCGCCCCACUUCUCCACACUUAUCAAUUACACAACAAUAGCAUUUAUACUGUAAUGUAAACCAAUUUCGUAAUGAAUAUAUUUAUGGGGGAUAAAAGAAUCAGUGGACGGAAAGCAUACAAAAAUGCUGUGUAGAUUUAUUGAGAAUGAGAUUACAAUUAUAUGGAUUAAUAGAUAGAAUUAAAAAACUAUUACAGGACAAUUAAUUCGGACGCAAUUUGUGAAUAUAAUUUUUAUCAGCUUAAUUUAACACGACAAAACAAUCACGCAUAAUAUGUGAAGCAUUUAAUGCAAAAAAAACCAAGGAAGAAUUAUGAAAAAUGCAUUUUUUUUAGGAUAAAUAUUUAAUUAGCACACACGCACAGUUGUGAGCAUGAAAAUAGAACUGCGAUGAUUUCACGUUUCUUUACAAUAUUUCUAUAAGAAACCACUUUUUAUCCCUUUUUUAGGCGUCUUUUCCUAUCAUAACCUCAAAAUAUAAACUAAGAGAUCUUCAAAAGACUCAGUUUGGAAGCUUUCUUUUUGUGGAAAAUGACAAAAAUGGCAUUUUUAGCUCAAACGUAUUUCUUCUUCACAACAAUCUUCCUCUUUGUUGACAUUUCUAUUUCCCGAUGAGAAAAUGUGCAGGGCUUCCAAUGUUUUCAGCUUUUUGCUGUUGUGGAAGCUUUUUAGAUCACAAAAUCAACUCAAAAUUUCUGAUUCAGAGUCAAAAUUGUCCAGAAAGUUUUCUAGAUAAACAUUUUCCAAGUUAAAGUCAAUAU
Molecule: messenger RNA, 5201 nt
Organism: Phlebotomus argentipes
Lineage: Eukaryota; Metazoa; Arthropoda; Insecta; Diptera; Psychodidae
Gene: sns
Product: nephrin
Exons: 22
Coding region: 29-4426 (1465 amino acids)
Biological process (GO): cell-cell adhesion
Cellular component (GO): cell-cell junction
Molecular function (GO): cell adhesion molecule binding
Source: RefSeq, a predicted model, not a curated record